AAUUAUUUUCAAAAAAAAAAAUCAACCCUUUCAUAGGCCAGAGCUUAGAGUAAAAUUUUUUUCCGUAGUUCGAUAAUUAUUUUUUGUUUGACUAGCGCAAAAUACCGUCCACUGUUCAGUUUGAAUUUUACAAAAUGGCCCACAGGAUAUUCCAUAAAAUUAAUAAUAUAUCUCAGUAUUUGGCCCGUUCAUAUAGCGGAGAAGUACGAAAGGUAACCUUAAUCCCUGGCGAUGGAAUUGGUCCUGAGAUAUCAGCUGCAGUACAGAAAAUAUUUUCAGCUGCUCAAACCCCGAUUGAAUGGGACACAGUUGAUGUAACUCCUGUUAAAGCUCCGGACGGUACGAUGAAAAUCCCAUCCAAAGCUAUUGAAUCGGUAAAUACAAAUAAAAUCGGCUUGAAGGGGCCUUUAAUGACUCCGGUCGGUAAAGGGCAUCGUUCUUUGAACUUGGCACUCAGAAAAGAAUUUAAUUUAUAUGCCAAUGUGAGGCCAUGUCGUUCUCUCGAAGGGUAUCCAACAUUGUAUGAAAACGUAGAUGUAGUAACCAUUCGUGAAAACACCGAAGGCGAAUACUCUGGAAUCGAACAUGAAAUUGUCGAGGGUGUUGUACAGUCAAUCAAGCUAAUUACUGAGGAAGCUUCUACCAGAGUAGCAGAGUUUGCUUUCAAAUACGCUGUUGAGAAUAAACGAUCCAAAGUUACUGCUGUGCAUAAAGCUAACAUCAUGAGAAUGUCAGAUGGAUUGUUUUUGAGAUGUUGUCGUAAAGCGUCUUCAAAAUAUCCACAAAUUAGAUUUGAAGAGAAAUACUUAGAUACUGUAUGUUUGACUAUGGUGCAAGAUCCUGGUCAUUACGAUGUUCUUGUCAUGCCAAACUUGUAUGGUGAUAUUUUGUCUGAUAUGUGCGCCGGUUUGGUCGGAGGUCUAGGACUAACGCCCAGUGGAAAUAUAGGCAGAAAUGGUGCUCUAUUCGAAUCGGUUCACGGAACUGCUCCAGAUAUUGCAGGAAAAGAUUUGGCCAACCCUACCGCUCUUUUGUUAUCAGCCGUCAUGAUGUUACGUCAUAUGGAACUUAACAGUUAUGCCGAUGUUAUUCAAAGUGCGUGUUUUGAAACAAUAAAAGAAGGUCAAUACAGAACCGGAGAUCUUGGUGGAAAGGCAAAAUGUUCCGAGUUUACAAAUGAGAUUUGUCGUAAAAUAGAACAAUCGUCAUAACUUAACAAUUGUCGUUAAAUAUUUAUUAUUUUUGAUAAAUUGAUUACGAUCAUUGUAUUUUUGUAUAUUUUGUGCAAACACUAGGCUACACAGAAUUAGCAAUAACCCUUCGAGUUUUUCGUGUUCCUUUUUUAUUUUAUUAUUUAUACAUAAUAAUAAAUAAAUUAUUUAUUAAAGUUGUAAAUUAGUUAAAUAAUUUAGACGAUUUUAAUGUAAUUAUUUCAUUUUAUUCAGAGUUUUUAUUCUGUGAUAAUUAUAAGACAAUUUUAAUUAAAUAACCAUUCAAAGUCAUCCAAAACAUUUUAAACAUAAUUUUUCAUUGUAUCAUUCAUUAUGUUUUACUACUUUAUUUUUAAUUUUCAUGAACUUACUCACUAAACGUAUUGCAAUUAAAUUAAUGACCAUGACUUCAAAUAUAUUUUUAGUAAAAUACUCAAUACCUACAGAACUUAAGUAUAUUAUAUUAUUUUAUCAUAUUUUUAGCUACAGUUUCUCCUAAUACCAAACAUAUUGUGUACCAAAAUAUUAAGUGUUUAAUAGUUAGAAUAUAAAUAAAUGUAUCAAAAAAAAUUGUUUGAUAAUUCGUGAUAACUAAUAAAUUAAAUAAUAUUACAUGAUAAAUUUUGUUUGUUUAAUUUAUUUAUUUAAAGUAAUAACAAUAGAUUGUUGUGCCUAGUCACUAGCCGGUAUUAUUUAUGUAUAAUAAUAAACUAUGUAUUAUUGAAAUUUACUGUUUCUUAUUAUUAUUAUUUAGAAUUUUUUUUAAUUUAAACUUUGUAAUGCACUAACAAAAUUACAUUUGAAGUAAUAAUAAAUAAUUUUAAAAAUUUUCUGUUAAUGGACACUGCUUAAAUUAAAAUUGUUUUAUUAUUGCUGUGUGCUAUGACAAUUUGCAAAAAUAUGUGUACUAUAACGAAUAUGGAAAAUGUUUAUUUAUUUAUAUUAGAACUUCUGCUAGCAAAAUCGCUUGCAUUUUCUGUUGAUACUUCUUAACGGAUGCUUUUUUCUGUUUCAAACAGUUUUCGUCAGGGUAGCAUUCUUUCGAAACUAAUGUCUAAUAACAUCGCUGUCAAACUUAGCAUAGCCGGCAUAGUAUUUAAUGAUUGUACAAUUUCUUCUGUAUACAAUACUUCCAAAUAUUCCUCUUACAAUUGUAUUGAUUAGACGUUGACAAAUAAAAUAUUGGAAAUCUUGUAGAAUAAAA
Messenger RNA from Adelges cooleyi (spruce gall adelgid), 2415 nucleotides. It is a transcript of the gene Idh3a, whose product is annotated as probable isocitrate dehydrogenase [NAD] subunit alpha, mitochondrial. NCBI's taxonomy places the organism in Eukaryota, Metazoa, Arthropoda, Insecta, Hemiptera, Adelgidae. The record is from RefSeq and is a predicted model, not a curated record. Gene Ontology annotation, cellular component: mitochondrion. The transcript is spliced from 6 exons. Gene Ontology annotation, biological process: tricarboxylic acid cycle; isocitrate metabolic process. Gene Ontology annotation, molecular function: NAD binding; magnesium ion binding; isocitrate dehydrogenase (NAD+) activity. Bases 135 to 1211 code for a protein of 358 amino acids.